AUGGAAGAGCUGCCAGGCUCUGCUUUCGAGAAGUUACAAAUCUUUGGGAAAGUGGGAUCUGAGUGCUGGGUGAAGGCGCAUGCCCCUGUGGAUAAAUACUAUAAAUCUCUGGUCAGAGGAGAUCUGGAGAAGCUCAAAGCCUUGAUAGAUCAGCACUAUGAAGAUGUCAACAUGACCUUUGAGAUUAAUGAAAACGAGCUGGAAUGGCAGGUGAAAAGCCAUGCGAUGUUUGGACUGUCAGGCCUAUGGUCUCUAGAAUAUAAGCGGGAACUCACCAAUCCCCUCUGCAUCUCAGCCAGCCACGGACACACCGCCUGCCUUCGUCACCUGCUGUUCUGGCGGGCGGACCCCAACGCUGCCCCAGGGGGACAGAGUGCGCUACACGAAGCCUGCAGGGGGGGUCACGCUGACUGCGUGGAGCUUCUGCUGGAACACAAGGCCAACCCCAACCUUCUGAAUGAUGACGGUCAAGCACCUUUGCACCUGUGCGCCAGCCAGAACUCUUUGAGGUGCGCAAAGACUUUGGUGACCUUUGGUGCCUUGGUCAACCAGCCCAGUGAAGAGACCCAGGAAACCCCUCUUCAUACCGCAGCCAAGCAUGGCCUUUAUGAGCACGCUGACCUAUAUUUGAGGAACGGUGCGAUGGUGGAUAUGAAGAACAGUCUGGAGGAGACAGCGCUCAGUGUCACUUGCAGAGAAGCUAAGGAAAGGGAGAAGCAAGAAAGCUACUUGCGAGUUUGUCAACUGCUGCUCACGUAUGGAGCAGAAGUGAAUUCUGAGGACGAGGAGAUGAAGACCCCGCUUCACAAGGCCUGCAAGAACGCUCAUCACAGCUUGGUUCUGCUCCUGCUGCAGAGCCAAGCAGACAUCAACGCCCUGGACUACAACGGGGCAUCCCCGCUGUCAUGCGUCCUCCAGGCAGCAGCUUUCAAAAAGGAGAUGAGGCCCCACCGCACCGUGCAGACCUUGCUGAACCACGGCUCUCCAAAAAUAUGGCCAACAGCUUUCGUCAAGGUGCUGAAAUCUUGUUCCUCCGUGCCAGAGAUCAUCGAAAUCCUUUGCAAUUCCUACCCUCAUCUGCCCAUCUCUGAGAAGUGGGUGGAAGCUAUUCCAAAGGAAGAUUUUCAGAGGUAUCUGCCUUUCUACGAGUCCCUCUUCCGUCAGAUGUACACAGUGCGGACUCUGCAACAUCUGUGUCGCUGUGCCAUCAGACGACGGCUUGGCAGGAAGUGCCAUUCUCUCAUCCCCUUGCUCCCUGCACCCAAAUCCUUACAAAGCUACCUUCUGUUGGAACCGGAGGGAAUCCUACUGUGA
Molecule: messenger RNA, 1314 nt
Organism: Euleptes europaea (tarantolino)
Lineage: Eukaryota; Metazoa; Chordata; Lepidosauria; Squamata; Sphaerodactylidae
Gene: ASB18
Product: ankyrin repeat and SOCS box containing 18
Exons: 5
Coding region: 1-1314 (437 amino acids)
Biological process (GO): intracellular signal transduction
Molecular function (GO): protein binding
Source: RefSeq, a predicted model, not a curated record